CGGUAAAUAUUAAUGAUAAAAAUUUGUCAAUUAAACCUUGAAAAUAACCAUAUAAAUAUAGCGACCUUAGUACAAUAAUUUCAUCUAAUUAGCAUAUUCAAAUUAAUAUACUAAUCAGCAUAAUGUUUGGAAAGUCUAUUGCUAUCCUAUUUGCGGUGAUGCUUGUCAUCAGCAUUGUUGCCGUCGACAACGUGGCAGCUGGUGGUGGUGGCCAUGGAUCAGGUGGUAGUUCCGGUAGUUCCGGUAGUGCCAGUUCUGGCAAACAUGGCGGCUCCCGGGGCGGUGCAGCUGCUGGUGGUUCCGUUUUCGUCGACAACGUGGUAGCCGGUGGUGUUAGCGGUACCCGGGGUGAUAACGGCGGAAAUGGCGGUAAUGGAGUUGUAGUUUCAGCCAAUGGUGUGGUUAGUGGUGGCUCCCGGGGUUGUAGGGGCAGUAUUUUCAGGGGAAGCGAACAUUAG
This is a messenger RNA of Oppiella nova, 458 nucleotides long. NCBI's taxonomy places the organism in Eukaryota, Metazoa, Arthropoda, Arachnida, Sarcoptiformes, Oppiidae. The record is from the annotation of a GenBank genome assembly.